AACAGAUGGGAGAGAUAGGGGGAGAGGAGGCAGUACACAAAUGAUAACACACCUUGGUAUAUCUUUGCUGGACCUGCAUUGCUUAUCCACAUUCUGCCUGCCAUGAUGCUGCGAUUGUUGCUCCUCACGCUCUCCACAACCGUCCUGGCUGCUGGUCUGAAUUGUUCCCGCCCAUUCAAUGAUAUUGGAGGGCGGUGCAUCUUUAUCGACCCCUGGGAGUUGGGCACCAUGUCACAAAUCCGGGAUUUCUGCAAAGCCUAUGGCGGAGACCUCAUCUGGUUUGACAACGACACAGAUUGUGACUUCUACCGAGAUCUUCUGACACACAUCCAUGAGAAUAGCCUCAAUGAGAGGGACUACUGGAUGGGGAUCACAGAUGAGGGGCAUAAUGAAGUUUGGAAAUACUUGAGAAAUAAUCAGGUGGUGCGUGAUGGUCCCCCAUACUGGGACACAGGCUUUCCUACUACCUCAACUACAGAGAACUGUGCCAUCCUCGCAAUGACAAGAGGCUACUACUGGGAAGAGGUCGCAUGUGAUUCCACAUACUCAACUAUCUGUCGUAAAACCUAGGUCUGGUAAUGUUCGCCUCUACAAGGCAUCACAUUCCCAUGGCCAUGCAAUACACAGCUGCUUUUCAUUCAUAGUCAGUACAUGUAGCAAAAACUUCCAUACUGUUACAAAAAUAAAGAAGAAAAAUGUUACAUAAGGUAAAUUAUGUAGUUCAUAGUAUCAACUUUAUACAUAUAACAAUAUGAGUGUGUGAUUCACCUAUGGUCAUCUGCUGGUUACCCAGCCAGCAGGUCCCCAAAGGAAAGAGUUCAGAGCAAUACUGACCAGUCUUCAAGUAGGGCUGAGACUACUCACACACCACACACCAGAACAGUGAAGCCCAAACCCUUCAUGUUACAUCUCCUGCCUAUUUGCUGUUAGAUGAACAGCGGCUACACAUAAAGGGCUCACACACUUGCUUCUCUGUGUCUAGGACUCAAACAUGUGUGUAUGUGUGUAAGUGUGUCUCACUUUCCUUAUCAGCUUUUACGAGUUGAAAUACUCUCAGCCAGGUUAUAAAGGAAAGAGUAUCAGAGCUGGUGGUGUCCCUCACAAUCCCUAUAAGUAAGAAGUUAUUUAAUGAAAAUGAGCACUACUAUGACAAAGCCACAAUCAUAAUGAUAGGAUUCACCAACAACUUAAUGUUGUUGGUGAUGUUACAUACAUGUACUAUCUACUUUUACUAAUACUCUAAAUCUAAGUGUAGUGACCAGUGCUAAAAAAGGCUAAGAACUAUUUUGAGACCUAACAAUCAUUUUGGUUAUGUCUAAGGCACUACACAUUCCUCCUUCUCAUAGGUACAGUCCAAAGCUUCUAGUAAUCAAAAAUUUGUACAAACUUCAUAUCAAGUUCUCAUUACUUUGAAAAUGUUCCAAAGAAAUACAUGACAAUAUAUUUCAUGUAAUGAAACACCAAGAAAAGAAAAGCAGCUAGGAAUCUAACUUAUGACAUAACACCAAUCCAGCCAUAAUAAUCACCAAGGAUUAAAUGGAGUUUCAUCAGCUUGAAUGUAUAUCUAUUUAUUAGAUCAAUAGUUUAACAAUAGUCAGGUGAUGUCACUCAGUGCUGGCUGGAAAAUAUAUUAAAAGUUGCAAACAACCUUUGUACAAUAAAUUUACUACAUUACAGGUUUACUAUAAAAGGAAAACAGAAAAAUUAAGGACUACAUUAACAUUUUUAUAAAUCUCAACUUAACAUAUCAGUUCAUAUGUAUAUGGGUACAGUAUGUAGCUGUACAUGCAGCACCUAAGGAUAAAAAUUCACCAAAAAGUAUAGUCCACUACAAAAUACAUGACCAGAAUAACAAACAAUAAACAUGCAAAAUAUUUCACAACACAACAAAGAUUUUCAGACAUA
This is a messenger RNA of Portunus trituberculatus (swimming crab), 1905 nucleotides long. RefSeq names its product CD209 antigen-like protein D. Lineage: Eukaryota; Metazoa; Arthropoda; Malacostraca; Decapoda; Portunidae. The coding region runs from base 103 to 570 and encodes 155 amino acids. The record is from RefSeq and is a predicted model, not a curated record. The transcript has 4 exons.